UUUGUUGCGCUUUGAAGUCAAAACUCCGCCAUAUUCAGUCCACCACGCCCGGAGCGUCAGCUAUCACAGUCGCCGUUACAGUCUGCUCAACUUAUUGCACAAAGUUAAUUUCCCCUUUUACUGGAGAGGAAGAAGGUGAAGUUGUAACCAGGAAUGAUUUUGAGCUCCGUGGGGGCAUGCUGCCUCAGCCCGGAGGCCAAAGAGGCUCGGAGGAUCAACGAUGAGAUUGAGAGGCAGCUCCGCCGGGACAAGAGGGAAUCCCGACGGGAAUAUAAACUCCUUUUGCUGGGAACUGGUGAAAGUGGCAAGAGCACGUUCAUUAAACAGAUGAGGAUCAUCCAUGGCCGUGGAUACUCUGAUGAAGACAAGAGAGGCUUCAAACAGCUGGUGUACCAGAACAUCUUCACAGCCAUGCAGGCCAUGAUCCAGGCCAUGAACGCACUGCAGAUCCCCUACAAGUAUGAGCACAACAAGGCCAACGCCACAACUGUCAAUAAGGCUGAUGUGGAAAAGGUGGUAACAUUAACCAACCCAUACAUUGAUGCCUUGAAGAGCUUGUGGAGCGAUCCGGGAAUUCAGGAAUGUUACAAUCGGAAGCGGGAAUACCAGCUCUCAGACUCAGCCAAAUACUAUCUGGAUGACUUGGAUCGAAUCUCCGAUACUGGGUAUCUGCCAACUCAGCAAGAUGUGCUGAGGGUGAGGGUGCCCACAACCGGUAUCAUAGAGUACCCUUUUGACCUGGAGGGCGUGGUGUUCAGGAUGGUGGAUGUGGGUGGACAGCGUUCAGAGAGGAGGAAAUGGAUCCACUGUUUUGAAAAUGUCACUUCCAUCAUGUUCCUGGUGGCACUUAGUGAGUACGAUCAGGUCCUCGCUGAGUCUUCCAAUGAGAACCGAAUGGAAGAAAGCAUGGCCUUGUUCAAGACAAUCAUAAGCUACAAGUGGUUCGAAGAAUCCUCGAUCAUCUUGUUCCUCAACAAGAUAGAUUUACUCGAGGAAAAAAUCAUGUAUUCACAUUUGGUUGACUACUUCCCUGAGUACGACGGUCCUCCACAGGACGUCGACGCGGGAAAAACAUUCAUAUUAGACAUGUUUGUCAGUCUUAACCCAGAUGAGAAAAAAAUCAUCUACUCCCAUUUCACGUGCGCCACAGACACAGACAACGUCCGGUUUGUCUUCUGCGUGGUGAAGGACCACAUCUUGCAGGGCCACCUGGAUGCCUACAACUUGGUCUAAAAGUGUGGCGGUCUUGUUCUUCUUCUUUUUGCUGUAAUUCAAUCGGCUUUGUACACCUGGCAGCCGGGAGAGCUCCUCUGUGGUUCUGUUUGCUUCACGCUGCUGUUGAACUCUUAAAUCCAAAAACAGGAAACGGAGAAGUAACGCGGCUUGUCGUCAAAUGGCUCCACUACUUAUGUAUUUCAGAUUUUCUAGUUACACUCUUUAAAGUGGAUGUCUCCAGCUAUUAUGAAGUGAGACAUGACAAUUAAAGCGCUGCCUUAGCGAGGAGCCUAUUAUAGUAUGCACUGAAUUUUAUGGAGUGCUUUGUGUAGCAGUGUAAAAUAUUUCAGUGUCCUCAAGAGACUCAGAGGACUUGUAAUGUACUGAGUCUCUGCUUCAGGAAAUCUGUGGAAGUGAAUGCAGACUAACUGCAAUGCAGCACCUCACAUCACUAAUCCAAGUUUGUCAUGGUUUGUUUUUCAAGCUAAAAAGUGUUCGAAGCAUCUGAAUGCUUAGGUUGUGUCUUGACUUAAAGGGAACUAGUCGUAAUCAACACUAAUGACACACUGACCUUAUUACCACUGUUACUUGCACAUUGUAUAUUUUGUAGCGGUGGUUGUGUCUUACUUGCUCCAGUUUUCAAAUUUCAAUUCACUCGAUGCGCCUCACGUUUGUACGGUGUCCCAGAGAGGUCAAACGCUGCAACUUCAGAACUGCGCUGCGACUUAAAAACACCAACAAACCGAAAAUUUCUCCAAAUGCACACAAAACACAUUGGAAAUGAAAAAACAAAGCAAAACACAGAAGCCGAAUAAAACACAGUCGAAGUUAAAUCAGAGCAAAAAACCAGGUGUUUUUGGGGGAGGCGUUUAUUCAAAGGACCAGCUGCGAAACAUUGUACUGAGACACGCUUAAAAGGAGCACACGACUCAUCCAUGUUGUGAGGGAGAAAAACAUGCAGUGUUUUCACAUGAUUCAUGUAAUACUGCAGAUAGAUGUUUGCUAUUAGCCAUUUAGCACUAGAUUGUUGCCACUUCUUCAGGUGUUUGGUCACAUACCUCACCAAUAACCUUUGGGGUUUUUUUUAGUGUUUGUGUGUGUUUUUCUACUACUGUUGUGUUUUAUUCAAGUUCUGUUGUCCUUUGUGUGCUUUUUCAACAUUUUUCUAUUUGCUGGUAUUUCUUUAGUUUGCAGUUCCUUUGACCUCUCAGGGCCACCGUACAUUGUCUGCAUUGACCCUUUUAAGCCACUUAUUUUGAGCACGCAUUACUUUUUGUUUUUUGUUUUCUAAUUCUAAACAUUUCAAAGCGAUAUUCACAUUUAUUUCUUGUGUCAGUUGUACGCUUGAAUAGAACGUUUCUUCAGUUCAAAGACUGUUUGAUUGGAUUUUUAAGUAUAUUUCUUGCUUUGCUCAAAAGGCUUUACAACUUCCCCUUUUAUUUAUCUAAAGGCAUAGUGUACAUAUUGCAUGGUUGGGUAAUCUCCCACUGUGGUUAUUUUUCUGUCUUUUUACUCACAUCACGGUCAGUGUUGAAACUGCUAAAGGGAGAACUUUUAAAUGUUAAAUCAUCUCUGACGCUUUAGAGAUGGUCUAUUCGCAGGCAUGAAGAAAAAGCUCACGAGAGUGUAUCCGUAGCACUAUUGUUCACAGAACCCUCUUCACAGGCUAAUGUGUACCAUUUUAUUUAUUGGUAUAUUUCACUAUGACUGUAAUAUGUGAAUGCAGUCUUUUUAAA
Neolamprologus brichardi is the source of this 2951-nucleotide messenger RNA. Its product is annotated as guanine nucleotide-binding protein G(q) subunit alpha-like. Gene Ontology annotation, cellular component: cytoplasm; heterotrimeric G-protein complex. Gene Ontology annotation, molecular function: GTPase activator activity; G-protein beta/gamma-subunit complex binding; guanyl nucleotide binding. The record is from RefSeq and is a predicted model, not a curated record. Gene Ontology annotation, biological process: adenylate cyclase-modulating G protein-coupled receptor signaling pathway. Lineage: Eukaryota; Metazoa; Chordata; Actinopteri; Cichliformes; Cichlidae.